AUGAGGGUCCACGACGACGCGGAUCCCAAGAUUCCCAAGUACAACGCGAUGGGGAAGUCGUCCAAGUUGUCCAUGAAGCGGCCCAGCACCGUCGUGUUCCGCGAAAAUUCCGCCAAGGUGCAGAAAACGAGCGAGGACAGCAGAGUCGGGAACGCGACGAACAGCGAUCGAACGAACAUCGGCUGGCGGAGAAAAUCAUUGCCCGUUUAUAUCCUCCGUAAACGGCUAUUAGACGAGAUACGCCGACACAGUACUCUCAUCAUAAUAGGCGAGACCGGCAGCGGUAAAACCACGCAGAUCCCACAACUGUUGCUCCACGCCGGAAUCGCCGGGUCGUCCGGCUGCAUCGGCAUCACGCAACCGCGUAGGAUAGCGGCGGUCAGCGUAGCGCGCCGGGUCGCCCAGGAACAAGGGGCGAAACCAGGAAAAUUGGUGGGCUACUGCGUCCGUUUCGAGGAUUGCACCUCGUCGCAGACAAGGAUCAAAUAUCUGACGGAUGGCAUGAUGGUGCGAGAAGCGAUGACUGACGAGAUCCUGUCGGAUUACUCGGUGGUGAUACUCGACGAAGCUCACGAGCGAUCCGUGCAGACCGACGUUCUGUUCGGGGUGACGAGACGAGCGCAGAAUUUGCGAAAGUUGAAGAAUCUGCCGCCCUUGAAACUUUUGAUUAUGUCAGCCACGAUGGACCCCACUAAGUUCAAGGAGUAUUUCCAGGCACCAGCACUGUACUUGGAGGGCCGUCAGCAUCCCUUGAGGAUUUUUCACGCGGUGUCCUCGCAACAGGAUUAUGCAUUCGCCGCACUAGCUACGGCGUUUCAAAUUCACCGCGAGACUCCCCCAAAUGAGGAUAUUCUCAUCUUUUUGACCGGCCAAGAAGAAAUUGAGGCGGCUGCAGUGGCUGCCCGAAAUAUAGCUAAACAACUAGAUGAAGAAGAAUAUCCGCCUCUGAAAGUCUUUCCCUUAUACGCGACACUGCCCACUCACCAACAGUUAGAGGCCUUCAAACCUUCGGCACCGGGAAUGCGGAAAUUAAUACUAUCGACAAACGUCGCCGAGACGUCCGUCACGAUUGGCGGAAUUCGUCACGUGAUCGAUACCGGUGUCGUCAAAGCAAGGACACAUCAUCCAACGACGGGGUUGGACGUAUUAAGGGUCGAGAAAGUCUCACAGGCACAGGCUUGGCAAAGGGCGGGUAGGGCCGCUCGCGAAGCACCGGGUAAAUGUUAUAGAGUUUACACACGAGAGGAAUUCGAGAAGAUGAAGGACAUGCCGAUACCAGAAAUUCAAAGGUGCUCUCUCGCGGGAGUCGCUCUGCAACUACUUGCUAUCGGCGUUGACAUCACCACCUUCGAUUUCAUGGACAAACCACCCAAAGAGGGUGUAGACGUGGCUGUGAGCUGUUUAGAAAAGCUGGGCGCAGUUAAAGGAUCUCCACCGCAGCUGACUACGCUCGGCCGAACGAUGUCACUAUUCCCGUUAGACCCUCGAUUUACCAAAGUGAUCCUCGCGUCGGUGGAACACAGGUGUCUGGAGGAAGCACUGACGGUUAUCGCUUUAUUAUCGGGCGAAUCGAUUUUCAUGGACCCACCCACGAAGAGAGAACAGGCUUACAAUGCACGCUCACGAUUUGCUUCGCCUGAGGGGGAUCACGUAACGUUAUUGAAUGUGUUCCGGGCAUACCAAAACGUUACGCAGAAGAAGGCGUGGUGCCACGAUAACUUCUUGCACCACCGAAAUCUGGAGUAUGGGUCGGAAGUGAGGCAACAGCUUGCGGCGUUGGCGGAACGUGCGAAUUUGGAGAAAGCGAGCUGCGGAACGAAUACGAAGCAACUCAGAAAAGCUUUCCUCGAGGGAUUAUACGAGAAUCUUGCCGAGCUGCAGAGGGACCAGACGUAUGUCACGGUAUACUCGAAACAGCCGGUAACCAUACACCCUUCCUCGACGUUGCACGGUACGAAGCCGCCGUUACUGCUAUUCACGGAGGUCGUAGCCACCGGAAGAUGUUACCUUCGCGGUCUGUCUGCCAUCGAUCCGGCGUGGUUGACGCAGAAGAACAUCGGCCCUGGGAAACGCGACUGACGCAAUUUUUAAUCCUACGACGUAUUUAUACAGAGCUUAUUUUUGUUGACGUGAGGUGGAACAAUUGAGGCCACUGAGUAACGGAGAAGACGCAAUGAUUUUUUUUUCGAAUAAUGAAAUCGAUAAGUAAUAGAGAAACGGUAUAAUUGUAAGAAAGAUUAAUGUGUCGUGUUCUUUACCCGUACACUUAUUCAGCGGUAUCAAUUGCGCCACUUGGCCCUCUUUCAUAUGGGUACAAUUUUGUUGUAGAUAUAUAAUCAAGAGGAGCCAUUUUUUCUACUACUUGUACACUUUAAGCUGUUAUUAAAUUUAUUUAAUAUAAAUUUUAA
Temnothorax curvispinosus is the source of this 2408-nucleotide messenger RNA. It is a transcript of the gene ath, whose product is annotated as ATP-dependent RNA helicase DHX33. The record is from RefSeq and is a predicted model, not a curated record. NCBI's taxonomy places the organism in Eukaryota, Metazoa, Arthropoda, Insecta, Hymenoptera, Formicidae. The coding region runs from base 1 to 2079 and encodes 692 amino acids. Gene Ontology annotation, molecular function: ATP binding; RNA binding. Gene Ontology annotation, cellular component: nucleolus; intracellular anatomical structure. The transcript has 8 exons. Gene Ontology annotation, biological process: positive regulation of transcription by RNA polymerase I.